AUGACAAUAAACAAUUAUUUAUUAAGAAUUGAUAGAUGGAAAUGGCCAGCAUCGGAACUCUUUCGAAUAUUUGAUUAUCAAGAACUCUUAAAUUAUUUAGAAACUUUAAAAUCUGUAUCUAUUUAUCAAAUAGAUAACAAAAAUGAUUUAUUUCAUGAGAAUUUUAAGAAAAAAAUGUAUUCUUUGACAGAGAAAAGCGCAGAAUUCUUUGAGAAGCUUGAACAAAGACUUAUUAAGUCACAUUUUUUUUGUUUAAAUGCUAUUAUAUUAAUUCAAAAGAAAAUAAAAGAAGAAGCACUUUCUGAUUUCUUUAAUCUUGAAAAUUGUAUAUGUUUUUUAAAAGAAUGCAUUUUCGAGCUUUUAAAUAAGUAUGAUCAAAUAUCAGGCCUUAACAUGUCUAGUGUUUUUCUUGCAAAUACGCCUCUGUUUUUAAUGCUGCAUUAUCCUGAGCCUGUUGACUUGGAAGACUAUUUAAAGAUUUAUAUACGAUCUCAAAUCAAACAUAAGAUUCAAACAGGUUAA
Messenger RNA from Pneumocystis jirovecii RU7, 522 nucleotides. RefSeq lists its product as uncharacterized. The record is from RefSeq and is a predicted model, not a curated record. NCBI's taxonomy places the organism in Eukaryota, Fungi, Ascomycota, Pneumocystomycetes, Pneumocystales, Pneumocystaceae. The transcript has 2 exons. The coding region runs from base 1 to 522 and encodes 173 amino acids.